Molecule: messenger RNA, 891 nt
Organism: Ustilago hordei
Lineage: Eukaryota; Fungi; Basidiomycota; Ustilaginomycetes; Ustilaginales; Ustilaginaceae
Exons: 1
Coding region: 1-891 (296 amino acids)
Source: RefSeq, a predicted model, not a curated record
AUGACUUCAAACCAACCAACCGAGUUGCCUCCCUCCUACGAUCAAGUCAGUGGCGGAUCUCGCCCUGGCGUCUCCUCCAUCACCUCUAACACUGUUGGUGGUGCCUCUUCAUCCACUGGCACACACCUCGGUGUACCGCACGAAGACGCAGCAUCAGCCCGCAAGUCGAUGGAAGACAUGCUCCGUCCCCUCCCCAAAGGUUGGAUCCGUCAAUACGACCCUUCCACCCACCACAAUUUCUUCGUUGAUACCCUUGCAAGCCCACCUCGUUCCAUCUGGACCCAUCCCUACGAUGAUGAGCAGUUCCAGCGCCAACAUCCGGAAGAAGUGCAAAGGGAACGAGAGAGGGUCGAGAAAGAACACAUGGUUCAUGCUGAUACUGAUGACGAGGAUGAUCUUCCUCACUCGUCCACCUCCAAGUCUCACUCCACUUCGCACCACAACACUGGUGCUGUAGCUGGUGACAGCUCCAGCGGCACCCAGCCCAAAGGACUCAAAAAGUUCGGAAGGAAUCUCAAAGACAAAAUGACAAACACCACCCAUUCCGAGCGAGAAGCUAAACGUCAAGCUCAAAGAGAAGCUGAACAACGUGCAAUUCAGCAACAUGCUGCGAUCCGACAAGCGCUAGUCACCGCCACCAGAACCGGUCAACCGCAGUUGGUCGGACGUGACAAGCAGGGGAGGGAAAUCUUCGCCCAGCCUCCACCUUCAGGUGCGUUUGGUUAUGGUGCAACAUUAGGAUACGGCCCAUAUCAAACUUUCGAUGGUCCGUACGGAAGUUACGGUCCAUACGCAAGACCAAUGGGUCCGUACAGGAGACCAGGGUACGGCGGCGGUGGAAUGGCAAUGCCGUUGUUAGGUGGUAUGUUGUUGGGUGGCCUGCUUUUCUAA